CAGAUCUACAGAAACUGGAUGACUAGAGCUGUUCAAGCAGGUUUUUCCCAUCCACUGAAACCUGCGAGAUUUAGCUAGAGGUCUAUCAGGGAAGGCUGUAUGUUGAAACUAUGCCUAAGUGAUCUGCUAAGGCUGAACGAAUAUUGCUAAACCUAUCAUCGCUGCUAGGACAAAAGGAGUGGUCAAACGCUUUUAAUGUGAGCAAUGCAACAGCAUCUUCUACACUUUAAACAUAUCAACUCAUAAAGAAACAACUGAUUUAGGAAACAUAAUAGAAAAUCAUGUCCACUCUUGAGGCCGUUACUAUGGCGAACAACCUGUUCACUGUGGACCUCGCCAAGCAAAUGAAUGGUGACCAGAAUGUAGUAUUGUCACCUCUGAGCACAAUCAUUGCACUUUUAUUAAUCUGUCUUGGAGCUGAAGAGACAACUGAAGCCCAAAUGAAACAGGUUCUUCACAUUAAAAACUGCAGAGAUAUACAUUAUGGGAUUCAAGAUCUCAUGUUUGUAUUACAAAAUGCUACGGAGUACAAACUUGAUAUCGAAAAUAAACUCUUUGUUGAAGAAACAUGUAAAAUCUCUGACGCUUAUGUGAAUAGCAGUGCGUGGUACAACUCUAAACCAGAGAAAGUUGCAUUCAGAAAUGCAACAGGGGAUGCAAUGGAACACAUUAAUAGCUGGCUUAAAGAGAAGAGCGAAGGAACUUUUCAAAAUAUGUCUGAAACGUUAAUAUCCAAUAACACUAAGAUUGUAGCAGUUAACACGGCAUAUUUAUUAGCAAACUGGACACAGAACUUCCCUAAACAAAAGACGAAAUAUUAUGAGUUUACAUUGAGCAAUAAUGAAAAAGUAUCUAUAGAAAUGAUGUCUGCGCAGGGUAAAUUUAAUCUUCGAACUAUAGAUGAUGAGAAGUUGAGGAUCCUCGAGCUUCCAUAUGGACUAACAAAGGAUCUCUGUAUGUACAUAAUACUGCCAGACAACAGUAACGAUCUAUACAAAGUGGUGGAAAACCUGUCCUUUGAGAAGCUGACUAGCUGGACAGACCCCAAGUACAUGAAGAAAAAAUAUACUACAGUUUUUCUCCCUCACUUUCAAAUAGAAAGUGCCUACUCAAUGAAAGAAAUGAUGUCAAGUAUGGGAAUGCUUGAUGUUUUCAAUGAAACCAAAGCAACAUUUACAGGAAUAUCUAAAGACAAUUUAUUUAUUUUAGACAUAAUUAGCUUGGCAACUGUGAACGCAGAUGAAGAUGGUACUAAAGACAUAACUAAUACUGAUGAUUACUUUGGAUUUCUGGCCUUAAUGCUGCCAGAAGCGACUUUUAGGGUAGAUCACCCUUUCUUCUAUGUUAUACAGCAUAAGCCCACUAAUUGUUAUGUUUUCUAUGGGACAUUUCAAAAGCCGUAAAUUAACCCCUUAAAGUAGUUCUAAACACAUACACUGAAAUCUUAUUUCAAUUUUAAUAUGUAAAUGUAAUUUUAAAAGUGGACAAACCCUUUUUUUAAAUUUCAAACUCUCUUUAACCACUUAAGCCCCUUAUGC
Molecule: messenger RNA, 1538 nt
Organism: Rana temporaria (common frog)
Lineage: Eukaryota; Metazoa; Chordata; Amphibia; Anura; Ranidae
Product: ovalbumin-related protein X-like
Exons: 8
Coding region: 282-1403 (373 amino acids)
Biological process (GO): negative regulation of endopeptidase activity
Molecular function (GO): serine-type endopeptidase inhibitor activity
Source: RefSeq, a predicted model, not a curated record